This is a messenger RNA of Pestalotiopsis fici W106-1, 1266 nucleotides long. RefSeq names its product lactate 2-monooxygenase PB1A11.03. Lineage: Eukaryota; Fungi; Ascomycota; Sordariomycetes; Amphisphaeriales; Sporocadaceae. The coding region runs from base 1 to 1266 and encodes 421 amino acids. The record is from RefSeq and is a predicted model, not a curated record. Gene Ontology annotation, molecular function: FMN binding; oxidoreductase activity. The transcript has a single exon.
AUGGGUAUGGAUCAACACGAAGGUGUGGCCCGGCGCCCCGACAUGUCCAAGAACAAGGACCCGAACCCCAUUGAAUACGAAAACACAAUCUACCAGAAAGGAUUAAGGUAUGAACGGCCGCCCUUUACCUUCAAGGCGCUGGACUGGGAGCGCCUAGCCGAAGAGCGCAUGUCGGCCGAAAGCAAGGGCUACGUGGUCGGCUCGGCAGGGACGGGCGAAACGGCGCGCAAGAACCGCGAGGCCUUUGGCCGGUGGUCGAUUGUGCCGCGGCGCCUGGUCAAGACGGACGGGUUCCCGGACCUCUCGGUCGAGGUGCUGGGCAAGCGGCAGCCGUUUCCCAUUGCGUGCGCGCCCGUGGGCGUCCAGCGCAUCUUCAACCCGGACGGCGAGAUGGCGACGGCCGCCGCCGCCGCCCGCGAGCGCGUCCCCUACAUCAUGAGCACGGCCAGCAGCACCAGCAUCGAGGACGUGGCGCGCGCCAACGGCGACGGCGAGCGCUGGUACCAGCUGUACUGGCCGCCCAACGAGCGCAACGACGUGACAAAGUCCAUCCUGUCCCGCGCGGAAAAGGCCGGGUUCUCGGCCCUGUUUGUCACGUUGGACACGUACAUCCUGGGCUGGCGCCCGAGUGAUAUGGAUAAUGGGUACAACCCCUUUCUUCGGUCUGACCAGAUCGGCGUGGCCGUUGGUCUCACUGACCCUGUCUUUCGGUCGCACUUCAAGAGCAAGCACGGCUGCGAGAUCGAGGAUGACAUGGGUGCUGCUGUUGCCGAGUGGACGAGAACCGUGUUCCCGGCCAUGAGUCACUCAUGGGAAGACAUCAAGUUCUUGCAGGAGAACUGGAAAGGACCUAUUGUACUAAAGGGCAUACAGUCCGUGGAAGAUGCCAAGAAGGCGGUGGAAGUGGGAGUACAAGGAAUUGUAGUCAGCAAUCACGGCGGACGACAGACUGAUGGAGGAAACAGCUCUCUGGGUGUCUUGCCACGAAUUGUGGACGCAGUGGGCGACAAGCUAGAGGUCUUUUUCGAUUCUGGUAUCCGCUGUGGUGCAGACAUUGCCAAGGCUUUGGCUUUAGGUGCCAAGAUGUGUAUCUUGGGGAGGCCAUACAUUUAUGGCCUCGUACUCGGGGGUGAGGAGGGCACAUCCCAUGUUUUGAAAUCCAUGCUUGGCGAUCUUGAACUUACUCUACACUUGGCCGGUAUCGCCUCUUCAUCGCAGAAGCACUUGAAUCGGUCUGUACUCGUCAAGGAAGAUGAUUUAUUCUGA